AUGGAGAAGCAACUGCUAUCGCCGACGCUGUUUGUCAUUUUGAUAAUGGCCACAAAAUGCGGCAAUGCCCUCGCACAGAAUCAGCAUCACGAAAGCAAUUCCCAAUUGGAUCCCGAUCCCGAGUUCAUUGGCUUCAUCAAUAAUGUAACAUAUCCGGCUGGACGCGAGGCCAUACUCGCCUGUUCCGUGCGAAAUUUGGGCAAGAAUAAGGUGGGCUGGCUUAGAGCCUCCGAUCAAACUGUAUUGGCGCUGCAAGGACGCGUGGUUACACACAAUGCGCGAAUCAGUGUGAUGCAUCAAGAUAUGCACACAUGGAAACUAAAGAUCAGCAAGCUGCGUGAGAGCGAUCGCGGCUGCUACAUGUGCCAGAUCAACACGAGUCCCAUGAAGAAGCAAGUUGGCUGCAUCGAUGUGCAAGUCCCACCCGACAUCAUCAAUGAGGACUCCUCUGCGGAUAUGGCCGUGCAGGAGGGUGAAGAUGCGACGCUCACCUGCAAGGCCACGGGCAAUCCGCUGCCCCGCGUCAUCUGGCGACGCGAGGAUGGCGAAAUGAUACUCAUACGCAAGCCAGGCAGUCGCGAGCUGAUGAAAGUGGAGUCGUACAAUGGCUCUUCGUUGAGAUUGCUGCGCCUGGAGCGACGCCAGAUGGGCGCUUAUCUGUGCAUUGCCUCCAAUGAUGUGCCACCGGCAGUCAGCAAACGCGUUUCACUCAGUGUGCAGUUUGCGCCCAUGGUGCGUGCCCCCAGCCAACUGCUUGGCACGCCGCUGGGCUCCGAUGUGCAGCUGGAAUGCCAGGUGGAAGCCUCACCCUCGCCCGUCUCCUACUGGCUGAAGGGGGCGCGUACCUCGAACGGGUUCGCCAGCGUCUCCACAGCGAGUCUGGAGUCUGGUUCGCCGGGGCCCGAAAUGCUGCUCGAUGGGCCCAAGUAUGGGAUAACGGAGCGUCGCGAUGGCUAUCGCGGGGUCAUGCUGCUGGUGGUGCGUUCCUUUUCGCCCUCCGAUGUGGGCACCUAUCACUGCGUCAGCACAAACUCGCUGGGCCGUGCCGAGGGUACGCUGCGGUUAUACGAAAUCAAGCUACAUCCUGGUGCGGCAGCCAGCAACGAUGACCAUCUCAAUUACAUCGGAGGUCUCGAGGAUGCGGCACGGAAUGUGGCCACUAGGCGGCACACAACGUGGCAGCUGCUGUCUAUGCUGUUGUUUCUGAUGUUGCGACUGCGACUGCGACAGAGGCCUGGGGGAGCGUGAUAUCAAAACUAGAAGAAGGAGCCGGCAAUCAAGUAUUCCUACACGAUUCCCUCGGACAUCGACAUCGACUACAACAUCGACAUCGACAUCUAUCGCCUGCAUUCUUGUUGUUUGCGUUUCUCCCAUUUGCGUUUUGUAUUUCUGCGUUCUGCGUUCUGCGUUUCUUGUCUCCUCAGUGCAUAUCCCCCCAACUCGCCGCAUACUCGUACAUAUACUGCCAAAGGGGCGCCUGUCCUGCGCCAGAUAUCAUUUGCAUACGUAUCAGGAAUCGCGUUGUUCCCACCAUUACCACCAAACACACACAAGAAUCCCUGAACCCUCCCUGGAUCUGGCCAUCUCAAUUUCACAGAUAUAUCAAAGUGGAUAGGCCCAGUCCCAGUCCCAGUCCCCGAUCCUGCCCCAUUCCCUGUCCCAUUCCACACCCCAAAACAUAAUGUUACAUUGCAUAUAAAUUAAAUAUGAAUACUAUAAAAUAGUGCAUAAAAUUUAUUAUCAUAAUAUAAAUAACGACAAAAAUUA
Messenger RNA from Drosophila guanche, 1767 nucleotides. RefSeq names its product lachesin (gene DIP-gamma). Gene Ontology annotation, cellular component: neuron projection. The coding region runs from base 1 to 1248 and encodes 415 amino acids. The transcript is spliced from 10 exons. NCBI's taxonomy places the organism in Eukaryota, Metazoa, Arthropoda, Insecta, Diptera, Drosophilidae. The record is from RefSeq and is a predicted model, not a curated record.